AUGGCAGGUUCAAUCCGCAAGCGUGUCAUCGAUCUGACCGCGUCCGACGAUGACUCCCCCUUCACCGGGCCGCAGACGCGCAAGAAUCCCCGACUAGGCGACGUUUCAAUUGGCACCGGCUCAGAUUAUGAUGACGAAUGGGACGAGAGUAUCCUCGACGACGAUGUUGUCGACCCUUCGCAGGAGUACAAUGAUCGCGCCUUCAUUCAGUACAUGCUUUAUGGUACCCUCAACGCCAAAAUCGUUGGUGUGAGAUACUACAACGGCUACGCCACCAUUGGUGAAAUGGUCAUGCUGCGCAGAGAGCCGCACAAUCCAUACGAUGGCAAUGCCAUUCGAGUGCUCAACGUCCAAGAGCAGCAAAUCGGCCAUAUCCCACGGCAAAUAGCUGCAAAGCUUGCCCGCUACAUGGACAACAGAUCCCUGAUCGUAGAGGGGGUGAUCACUGGCCACAAAGACACAUUCGACAUGCCUCUCGCGGUCAAACUAUAUGGGACCAGUGACAUCGUCGAGCGCUACACUCUGGUCAACGAGCUGAAAGCCGAUAGACUUCCCUUGAAUGAGUUCAUGCGAAACGAGAAGGUUGAGCGGGAGAGGAUCAAAGCGGCACAUCUGGCUGCGAAAAAGCAGAAGGCCACCGCACGACAAGGCAAGUCCAAUGAGCAGUGGGCCAACGGCGCGGUACCUGGUUCUUCGCAAGUCGAGGGACAAAGUCUCGAUGCCAUUGUGGGCGAGAGUGAACGCUUCAACCCGCGGAAUGUUGAUCAAAUGGUUGAGAAAUUCGGCGCCCAGGAGGCCGAUCUUCAGAAUCUUCCGAUGGCUAAACAGCCAAUGGAGAUUUCAGCGGAGCUGCUGCCGUACCAGCUGCAAGGCCUGCAAUGGCUGCGGGAUCACGAAAAUCCUCAGCUCCCUGCUGCAGGAUCUGCCGAUGUUGUGCAACUGUGGAGGCGUGCACCGCAGCAGGCAAACGUGUUCACCAACAUCUGCACCAACUACUCGAUCAAGGACACGCUCCCCGAACUAGCUUCCGGCGGCAUCCUGGCCGACGACAUGGGCCUGGGCAAGACUGUCCAAAUCAUUUCUCUGAUCGCGGCGGACCGUGCUUUGCACAGCCAAGAUCGCACUAGCAAUGCUACCUUGAUCCUCGCCCCUCUGAGCGUCAUGAGCAACUGGAGUUCCCAGAUCAAGCGUCACGUUAAGCCGGAGCAUGAACUCCGAGUCUUGACGUACCAUGGCACUCGAAAGAGGCCCAUUGACUCUAAGACAAUCGCCGACUAUGACGUGGUCAUUACCACCUACGAGACAGUCAUGACAGAGUUCUGGGGCAAGAAGGGCAAGAACAAGAACCCGCAAGGCGUCCCCAGAAAGGAUGGCCUGUUCUCUGUUCAUUGGCGCAGACUUGUGCUUGAUGAAGGCCACAGCAUCCGGAACCCUGCGUCAAAGAAAGCCGUUGCUGCUACUAACCUGCUCGCGCGCUCAAGAUGGGUGCUUACGGGAACGCCAAUCAUCAACACUCUGAAAGACCUGUACUCCUUGGCCAAGUUCAUCCGUCUCUCGGGUGGUUUAGACCGGUUCGAGCUUUUCAACGGCGCCCUGAUUCGGCCUGUCAACCAAGGAGACGAACGUGGCAGCUUCUUGCUGCAGAUGUUGAUGAGUAGUAUCUGCCUCAGGAGGAGAAAAGAUAUGCCAUUCAUCGACCUUCGUUUGCCAGAGCUAUCGGAAUACGUCCACCGUAUCAAAUUCUUGCCUCACGAGCAGGAGAAAUACGAUGCUUUGGAAGCCCAAGCAAAGGGGACACUCGACCGAUACCGUCAAAGUCUCGCAGGCAACGACUCCGCGAAGACCUAUCGCCACCUCCUCGAGAUUCUCCUGCGGCUCCGCCAGGUAUGCAACCACUGGAAGCUCUGCGGCGAAGAGCGGAUUUCCGGGCUCAUGGAAAUGCUCUCGGAGCAAAAGACCGUUGACCUCACGCCCGAGAACUGCGCCGCGCUCCAAGCCAUGCUCCAGCUGAGCAUCGAGUCGCAAGAGGACUGCCCCAUCUGCCUGGAGCCGCUCCACGACGCCGUCAUCACCUGCUGCGCGCACGCCUUCGGCUACAGCUGCAUCGAGCGCGCCAUCGAGGGCCAGCACAAGUGCCCCAUGUGCCGCGCCGAGCUCCCCAGCACAGGCUCGCUCGUGCGGCCGCCCAAGGAGGCGGCGGCCGCCCCUCCCGCGCCCGCCGACGCCGACGCCGACGCCGACGCGAACAGCUCCAAGAUCGAGGCGCUGCUCAAGAUCCUCAAGGCCACGGCGUCCAAGGACGCGGGCAUCAAGACCAUCGUCUUCAGCCAGUGGACCCGCUUCCUCGACGUCGUCGAGCCCCAGCUCGCGGCCGCCGGCAUCCGCUUCGCCCGCAUCGACGGCACCAUGUCGGCGCUCGCGCGCGACGCGGCCCUCGAGGCCCUCGACUCGGACCCGCAGUGCACCGUCCUGCUGGCGUCGCUGGCCGUCUGCAGCGUCGGCCUCAACCUCGUCGCGGCGAGCCAGGUCGUCUUGGCCGACAGCUGGUGGGCGCCGGCGAUCGAGGACCAGGCCGUCGACCGUGUGCACAGGCUCGGCCAGAAGCGCGAGACGACGGUGUUCAGGCUGGUGGUCGAGGGCACGGUCGAGGAGAACGUGCUGAGGAUCCAGGAGGAUAAGAGGAGGCUGAUGCAGUUGGCUUUCUCGGAGAAGGCCAAGGAGAAGAAGAAGGAUAGGGGUGCGAGAGUGGCGGACUUGGAGAGAUUGUUGGGUGCAGGCUCCGGAUGA
Molecule: messenger RNA, 2787 nt
Organism: Diplodia corticola
Lineage: Eukaryota; Fungi; Ascomycota; Dothideomycetes; Botryosphaeriales; Botryosphaeriaceae
Product: snf2 family helicase
Exons: 3
Coding region: 1-2787 (928 amino acids)
Molecular function (GO): ATP-dependent chromatin remodeler activity; zinc ion binding; hydrolase activity, acting on acid anhydrides, in phosphorus-containing anhydrides
Source: RefSeq, a predicted model, not a curated record